AUGGGGGCUAAGGACCCCCCACUGUGGGACAGCCACCACAUGCUGGGGGUGGGAGGGGCACUGCCAUGGUCACUGAGGGCUAUAAGAGGGGAGAGCAGCAACGCUGCGGCACUUUGGGACUUGGCAACCAUGCUGGGAGCUCUUUGUCUCGCUGUGCUGCUGGGCUACGGUCCCUCUGCUGGGUGUCCUGCAGCCUACGGAUGCGGCAACCCGGCCGUGCCGCCGCAGCUGAACACCCGCGUGGUUGGCGGUGAAGAUGCCGUGGCCCACAGCUGGCCUUGGCAGAUCUCGCUGCAGUACGACCGCUCCGGCACUUGGCGCCACACCUGCGGCGGGACCCUCAUCGCCUCCAACUGGGUGCUGACUGCUGCCCACUGCAUCAGCUCCAGCCUGACCUACCGUGUGGUGCUGGGCAAGCAGGACCUGUCUGAAGCCGACGAGCCUGGCUCCUUGGCUGUGGCUGUGGAUAAGAUCAUCGUGCACGAGAAGUGGAACUCCUAUCUUAUCAUCAACGACAUUGCCCUGAUCAAGCUGGCAGAGGAGGUGGAGGAGACUGAGACCAUCCGAGCCGCCUGCCUGCCACCUGCUGACCUGAUCCUGGAGAACGACUACCCCUGCUAUGUCACUGGCUGGGGAUACAUCCGCACCAAUGGUCCCCUGUCUGAUGCCCUGCAGCAGGCCCUGCUGCCUGUGGUGGACCAUAGCACCUGCUCCAAGUGGAACUGGUGGGGCAGCACGGUGCGUGACACCAUGGUCUGUGCUGGUGGCGAUGGCGUCGUCUCUGGCUGCAGUGGUGACUCUGGUGGCCCCCUGAACUGCCAGCGUGAUGGACUCUGGGAGGUGAACGGCAUCGUCAGCUUCGGCUCCGGGCUGAAGUGCAACAUGAAGAGGAAGCCUACUGUCUUCACCCGUGUGUCUGCCUACAUUGACUGGAUCAACGAGAAAAUAAGCUCCAACUGAGGCCGUGGUGUGCAGUGCUGCAGCUCAAAUGUGAUAAAGACAACAGUGCUGAGCUGA
Molecule: messenger RNA, 1017 nt
Organism: Pogoniulus pusillus (Red-fronted tinkerbird)
Lineage: Eukaryota; Metazoa; Chordata; Aves; Piciformes; Lybiidae
Gene: CTRC
Product: chymotrypsin C
Exons: 8
Coding region: 1-960 (319 amino acids)
Biological process (GO): proteolysis
Molecular function (GO): serine-type endopeptidase activity
Source: RefSeq, a predicted model, not a curated record